This is a messenger RNA of Phaedon cochleariae (mustard beetle), 5942 nucleotides long. NCBI's taxonomy places the organism in Eukaryota, Metazoa, Arthropoda, Insecta, Coleoptera, Chrysomelidae. The record is from the annotation of a GenBank genome assembly.
CACCGAUCCUCUGGUGCCUUGUCUUCGUCCCCCGUGGGUCCGUAUAAAAACAACACAAUCAAGUUCUUCAAGACUUUCUUCGACAUAACAAGAUCAAGCCCACUCUUUCACUCUCGAAGCCCGAUCGCCGACCACCAUCAUGUAUCAACGCGACUCGAAGUGAUGUGGAAGUGCUUCUAACAAUCUCUUUGGGAUUACUCUUGGACUGUUCUGUGUGUGUUUUCAGAGACUGAUAGUGGAUUAACUAAACGCGAGAUGAUAGUGCGACACAUACAACUGAUAUUAGCAGCCCAUCUGAUAUACAUAGUAACAUCGCAAAAUGCUAGAUCAUACGAUACAAGUGACUGGGUUCCCAUAACCCAAAAAACAAAAAAUGAUGAAGCUGCCCCCAAAAAAGCCACAGGUCGUGUUCUCAACUUGGAUGCACCGGCUAAGAAUUUCUUUCCUGAAGAUGACUACUUAUAUAGAAAACAUAGGCCUCUUACCCCACCUCACUCUAAAAACAGAGACAGGUAUAACAUACCGAAAUAUGAAGACAAUAGCUACAAGUUCGAAUUACCACACCUACCACGACAAAAAGGCAAACCGCAAAUGCAAUACUUUACGAACCAAGAGGUGAAACUUCCCAAUUAUGAGCAACCACCACCAUUAGAACCAUACCGAUCACCCCUCAGACCACAUCACAAUCAACAGACUCAAACAAGUAUGCCGAAUACUAGAGAAAGAGCACCAGCCCCAGACGCUGCUAGUAUUUACGAUAAAUACACAAUUCCCUUCAAUAACCCUAGUUUUCUCAAUCAACAGUUACUGAGUGCCAAUUCUUACCAACAAAACGUUGAUGGAUUUGUUGGAAAUACUCCGAAUAGGCAACAAUCAAGUCAGGCUGGAGAUGACUCACUGUCUGCUGCUGAUGCUACAACCGUCGAGAAGGAAUCAGUACAGCUGGUGUAUGUGCCAUUAGAAAAUUUGAAACCCAAUCAACCUAUCCCGCAAGAUUCACAAGCUGUUUAUAAACAGGUUGAAUCACCGAGAUAUGAUGAUAAAAUUGUGAAUAACAAUCAUGCAAAUCAAUUAGCAGCGAUCCAACACGACUUCAUCGAACAAGCCCUACGAGCUACAAAACUACAACAACAAUUCGAAGAUGGCCAGCCCAUCUUACUGCAACCCCUCAUUACCACUACUUCUAAACCACCAAAGAAAAGGAAACCCCACCAACCACCUCUGGCGGUAUACAUGGAAGGUAACCAACCAGCUGAUAUAGAAGAUGUCCUCGACAUACUGAAAGGUGCUAAGUCAAUAUCUGUUCAGGACAGUGUGCAGCCAGACUCACCUCAAAUUUUCAUCGGACCUACAUCAUUGGAUGCGCCUGAUGGUUACAGCAAAUUUCCGUUGCCAUAUUUGAAUAACGUAGAGGGAAAUAGAAUCGAGAAAAGAAUCGAGAGCUUGCCUUUUUUCGUGGCUCCUCUUAGCUUCAAGACGCCACCAGGUUACUCGAAGAUCCCCUUGCCUGCACCUCACGUUGGUUCAGUGGUGAUUUCCAACAAAGAAGACCCCCAGGAAUUGAAGAGGUCAACACCUGCAACCAACCGUAUAAAAUCUAUAACGCCAACACCUAUUCCCUUCAAUGAUUACUCAACACCUCAGACAUAUCAGAAUCAGGAUUAUUACAACCAAGGUCAAUUGUAUUCUACCCCACAACCACAGUUAUUGCAAUUCAAUGUCAAUCAUAAUAAACAGUUUCCUGUAUCAUCUGGAUAUUAUCAACAACCUCUGAAUGAUCCGUACAAUUUACCACGGGUUGUUGAUGAUCAGAGAUAUAGACAAGGUCAGAAUAUUCAUAAUCCAACAUUUGAGUACCCAACUGGGGGAGAUAACAUCAUAAGAACAACUCCAAGAUAUACUGAUGAACCUAGCAAUAACCACAGAUUCACGACCCCAAAGAAUCAAGAUGUGAAUAUUCCUUCAAGAACAACGUCUAGUCAAGAGGAACAAACAUACAGCGAAGGAAAUUCGACAAAUCAGCCAACUAUAACCGAACAAAAUCAUCAGAAUUACGAGACUCCUUAUUAUUCGAGUGUUCAGAAUAUAAGAGAACCAAAUUCGCAAUUGCACUCGAUAUCAAAUACUGAGAAAUAUAAUGACGGUUCUGAGAAUUCUUUCGCUAGUAUAACACCACAACCAAUACCAGAGCAAGAACAAACACAGAAGGCUCAUUCGUCUCAGAAUGAACAACAAAUCAAAACUCUUGACGUGAAUCCUUUGGAGCUAGCGAUCAACGAAUUCGAGUUGCAUCAAAUUAAUUCUCAACUUGAAGAGAAGCCCAGAGUGAAAAAUCAGUAUGAUUAUGACUCAGAUCCACAAACGAACCAAAGAGAACAAGGAAGAUAUAGAACAAGGCAUCGUCCACAAACAACCACUGAAGAAUCUCAGUACAAAUUUGAUCCUGAAUUACAUAGAUUCGCUAGUACCCCAGCAUCCAUUUUGAGGGAUACCGAUGUAGAAACAACUGUUCGUCCUAUAAGCAGCAAAUCAAGACGAAGGGGAAGGCCAAGCAGGCCUACCACAACUUCUACUACUACCACUACGUCUACAGCACCUACAGAAGAAGAACGUUAUACUGUGUUAGAAGAAUUCUCUAUAAAACCUAAAACUCACCAAUAUCCCGGAAUUUUUCAGUAUUCAGAAAAUUCUCAAUAUGAAGAAACUCCACAAUAUGCAAAAACCCCUCAAUAUGCAGAAAAUCCUCAAUAUCAAGAAACACCCCAAUAUCAAGAACCACACGGAAACCAAUAUGCUGAAGAUAAUGCAGAAAAUCCAGCUAGUGUCUAUACACUGCGAACAACUACUCCAAGCUAUAUAACUGCUAAGGAUAAACCAAGCCAAUCGAUAUAUAAAUCUGAUGAAACUGUUAUAGAAGAUAUACCUGCGAGAGUUUAUAAGUUACAAGUCAAUGAAAACUCUAACUCGCAGGCCUAUGAUGCUCCAAUAUACAAUGAGAAUAUUCCAACGUACAAUGAAAAUGUCCAGACACAAAACCAACACAUUCUCAAUCAAAAUUUGAUGGAUCAACAAAUCCUACAGAAUGUUUACAGACAAAAUUCCCAAGAGGAUGGUCGUAGACAAAAAUACCCAGAUAAUUCAUUCACUCAGCAAUAUGAGGUCCAGCCCAACAUUGAACCACUUGUACACAACAGAGGCCAGCAUCAAGGCAGCCACAAAGAACUGAAUGUUCAGGUCAUUCCUGAGGUGAAUUCUGACACUGAUAUUAAUUAUGAAGAUCCUUCUGUUAGAUCACUACUAGUACCAAAUCUUCUUGUUCCGAGAGCUCCUGACGAUGAUUACUCAGCUCCUAAAUACUUACCAACCACUGACACUGUGGAUACUACUACUUCCUCUACCACCACUACUACUACUUCUACGACUGAGAGAUAUAUUGAAACGACCACCCAACGCCGCAUUAGAGGCAGACAAAGAGGGGGAAGUAGAUAUAACGUUCCCACAACCAGAAGAACUCCAACCAGGAGACGGCCAAGUCAUACACAAAGGACAACUACAGAAAGAUCAAGCUAUUCAGAAGAAACUGGAGAUAGUCAGAGAACAAGCACUAGACAGAGGUUUAGGACAAGAGGACGCACUACUCCUAACAAUAUUUCAGGAAGGCUUUCAUCAACCGAAAAUGAUGUUCAUAAUGGUCCAACUUCGGAGUCGGGAAUAAAGUACACUAGUGAGCCUUAUAUUCAAUUCGGAAAUAAUGUUAAUGACCUACAAAUCAGUACAGCCAGACCUGAUGCGGAAAAUAUCGCUGAUAACGAACGUCAUCAAAUCAAAUCAUCACAACAACCUCUAUUUCAAUAUGAAAAUACUCCAACAACAUCAAGACAGUUGGUGGAUGUUCAGAUAAAACACCCAGUACAAAACAAAGUAAGGACUCAGUCUGACAAUAUCAUUUAUAAAACUGAGGAAAAUCCGAGGGAAAGUGUGAAAUUACGAGGAAGGGUGCGAGGUAGAUCUAGACCCGUCUCUACCACAACAGAAGCGGUCACCACUAGGAGACCAUCAACACCAGUGCAACAAGAAGAACAAGAAGAGGAGUUCUAUGGUUUCUUCAGGCAACCAAACUUCAGUCAACCUCCCGUCCACCAAUCUGAACAAACAACUUCUUCAAGGCCUAACGUGUACUACGAGAGUACUCCAAGUCAAACGAGAGAUGACACCCGUCUUCAAUAUGACAAUACCAGAGAAGCUUAUUCUACUACGCCUAGAUUCGUAGGAGAAUUGGUGCCAAAAUAUCAGACUACGAGUAGUAAUAUUGAACGUGAAGACGUUGAAACUCCUAGACCAAGAAUAAGACCAAGAACAAGAGCACCACAUCGACAAAAUUCUCCAAGAAUUUCUGCGAAUGUUGAUACAGAAUCUAGUACAAAGAACCCGAAUGCACUAAGAUCUAGAGGUAGAAGUCAUUAUAAGGUUCCAGAAAAUUUGAGGAAAGAAAGAGAAGAUGAUAUAGAAGGUGGCAAUUACCCAGCUGAAUUUUUCCAGAACAAGCAACAAUUCACUACUCGCUCACCAAGUUUCCAGAUAACAGUUACACCUGACGAUGAAGAGGAAGAUGACCAGGUACCUCACCAUUCAUUAUACAGGCCAAAUGUUCUGGCUAGACCUGAGGAAUGGCAUGAAGCUUCACAAUAUGAUGCAGGAGAUAAAGGACAAGGCAACUUGAUAGGAGAAUCCUCGGAUGCCCAAACGACCACCGAACAACCAAUAGCACUUCCAAUCAAAGCAAAUACAGAAGAAUUAAUCGAAUCUAGUAGUUAUGAGACAACGUACAAAGAAGCAUCAGAGGCAAUGGAAGGUAUAUUCGAAGCCAUUAACAACAAAUAUCAGGGAAUGAAAGAUACUACUAAGAAACCAAUAUCAAACGGACGCAGACGUGGUACAUGGAAACUGGUGAAACAACGACCAGUUGAUCGCCUUGAAGUUGCUGAAUCGCAAAAUUACUAUUCAGUAUUGAAUUCGUUUGAUGAAAUCAAGAAAAUAGAUGCCGAUGAGAAAAUAAGUAAUCAUCAGAAAGCACCAAUAGAUUCAGAAUCUGAAUCGCAAGAUUAUUACUCUGUAUUGAAUUCAUAUGAUGAUUUGAGAAAAAUAAAUGUCACUGAUGCUGUAACUAGUGAGAAAAUCCCAGUUGUUGACACAAUUCAAGAUUCUUCGAAUAGUACAGAUUCUAUCUUGGAAGCAGCUCAUGUAGACAAUAAAGAAGAAACCAGUGAUAACUAUCCAACGACUACAUAUCAUCCUGAAGAGCCAAUAAGUGAAAUCCAUGAGGACAAUAUAAAUACUGGGGAACCAUUGCAGGAAACAACGAACCCAAUAAUUGAAACGACAAGUCAACACACAAAAACCACAAUUACUGAAGACAGCGGUUUCCUCAGCUCGCUUUAUGAAAUGUUAGGUGUCUCAGGUAGAGAACAAAUAUGGGGAGCAACAACUUUGAGUCCUGCUUCGUAUGAUGACACCGAAACACCAACCACCACACUAGUAACUCCGAGUUUUCCUGAAGAAAUAACAGAAGGAUCUACAAAUACUACAACUCAGGCCGUCACAGAAUACUCACCAGAAACAACAACAGAAGUGGAUUCCACAACUACUAUCAGGCCAGGUCAAAAGAUGCCACCUUUCCAAGUUGAACCUUGGGAAAUGAGAGCUGUACGAACUUCAACUUCUACUGAGGUGUCCCAUGAAACCGAGAUAUGCUACAAAGGAAGGUGUAUCAAAGCAGCAGAUAGGAAAAAGAGAUUGUGAAGAUGUGAGAGUGAGAAGACUUUUGUAAAUAAAUGUGAGAGUGCGAUAAGAAAGUAGAUAUAGCAAAUAUGUUAAUAAGGACCUAAUUUUAAUUGAAACUAUUUAUUGUAAUUAUAAUAAGAGAUUAAAUGAUUGGUAUAUUA